Molecule: messenger RNA, 458 nt
Organism: Nasonia vitripennis (jewel wasp)
Lineage: Eukaryota; Metazoa; Arthropoda; Insecta; Hymenoptera; Pteromalidae
Exons: 6
Coding region: 1-342 (113 amino acids)
Source: RefSeq, a predicted model, not a curated record
AUGGUAAAGAAGAGUCUUUAUUUCUUUGCAUGCCUGUCUUUAGUCUUUAUUUCUCUCGUUAAAGCUGAUGAACAAAUCAGUGGACCGUCAUCUGAAGAAGAAAAUCUAACAGACGAACAGCUGAACAAUUUCAAAGAUGCGGUCGAUAAGGGAAUCGUUGAGAAACAUAUAACUUGCGAAAAUCACGAGGAAUUCUGCAAAAGAGAAGAAGGAAACAUUAAGGAUAAGAAGAAGAGUACUUGCAGGAUCAUCUUGGCUAAUUAUUUGUGUAAAGGUCCUCAGAAUCUAGAUACGAUGAAAGUCGUAGUAGACAAACUCAUGAAGCUCGCCGACGAUGAAUAGCGAUUAGAAGAAUUGGCGAAUUAAAAAUGUAUGGAGUUCAAUGUCUAUUUUGAUUUGAUAUAUUGUACUGUGAUUGCUGUAUCUUAUUAUAAAAUAUAGUAGCAAUUCUCCAGUAA